Molecule: messenger RNA, 1773 nt
Organism: Zygosaccharomyces rouxii
Lineage: Eukaryota; Fungi; Ascomycota; Saccharomycetes; Saccharomycetales; Saccharomycetaceae
Gene: SLI15
Product: Sli15p
Exons: 1
Coding region: 1-1773 (590 amino acids)
Source: RefSeq, a predicted model, not a curated record
AUGUUGAAGAGGAACGCGAAGUUUACAAAGUUAACCUUAACAACAACAAAUAGUAGUAAUAAAAACGAAGAAGGCAUGGAUUGGGCCAUCCAGGCUGCCAAGAAGAAGAAUAAAAGGUUGCCAGGAGGUUCAAGAUCAAUUAUAGAAACUUUGAAUGUAUUUAACGAUGUGGUAACCGAUGGUGAUUUAGAGAUUAAUAGAAUUUUAAACGGAACCCGCAAAUGGGUUAAUGAUAUUGGGAAUGGAUUACAAGGUCAACUGAGUCCAGAGAAAACAGUCAAGAUUGGUGAUGAAACGAUAGUUAAUGAUAUUCCUGAGGAGAAGACACCUGAGAGAAGCGUCAAUUUGCCUAGUGCAACUCCUAAAUCUUUAGCUGAAGAAUCGGCGCCGGAACCAGAACCAGAACGAGAGCCAGAGCCAGAGCCGGAGCCUGCGCCAUUACCUCAGGUACAACAGGAACGAUUUACACGAAGAAGAACUACUACAAGAAGGUCGAAUGUGUUUGUUCCAUUACCGAGUAAGGAUCCAUUAGUAGUGCAACCUGCGCCUCCACCUGUACCUCCGGCCGAACCAGCCGCCAUGCCACCAGCGGCAUCACUAUUACCACCAGCGAUACCACCUACGUCUAUCCAAAGCUCGACCGCACUCUCAUCUCCUGCGUCGACUGCGUCACCGACCGCAUCUGUACCAAGUGCUAAUACCGCUUCUCAUAGAAGAAGAAGAGCCAUUGCUACUGCAUCUACAGCUAAUAAAUCUAACGUAUUUGACCGACUGUCUUCAAUACCGACUAAAUCAUUCGAAAACAAAGUGAAUAGAACGGCUCGUAAGGGUUCUUCUGCCUCAUCAAUCGAUGUGACUGGCUCACCAAUGAGAAGAUCUUCACCAAGAAGAAACCCUGGUGCAGUAGUGGAUUCUUCCAUUCAAGAAACUUUGAAAAGCAUAUUCUCUACGCAACCUAGUGGCUCCAAGAGUAGUGGUAAAGUGACAAAGAGAGAACCGCCAGUUCCUCAUCUAGCUCGAUCGUUUAACCGUAGGGCCAAUUUCAAGCCUUCGGCGGCUAAAUCUCUUGCGCGCGAUCCUUCGCCACCAAGGCCCAUAUCACAACAUGCAUCCCAACAACAACAGCAGCAACAGGAGGCAAAUGUACCUCAACCUGCGAGGCAGAAAUAUGAUAGACUAACUAAAUUUCAACUGCUGCCACCUGUGGAAUCUGAAAAGGAUGAUCUUAAGAAGAAAUUGAAUAAACGUCUAUCUGAAGUGGUUCGUACUCAACAGGAACAACAUAGACGUAAACAGGAACAACAAAAGAGAAAAUCGCACCUGGAAGAAGACUUCAAACGACGAACCAAACUUUGGAGUGAUACAGCAACGACUACCACCAAUACGAAUAAAACUGCUGUACCCAAUCCCUUACAACAACUCGAUAAAAAUAAUACCAUUUUACAUGACUUAUACCUUGCUGAUCAUAGAACGAUAUUAGGGGAAAAUACUGCCACUACUGGCACUGGCUCUGGUAGUGGCACUGGCGGUACUACUGGUGCUGGUAACUAUGAUGGUUACGCCAAUCAAUCUCUACCGUAUAUCCAUUCGGAUUCUGAUGAAGAAGACGAUGUUGCCCUGGCACCUUGGGCAAGAUCACCCUAUUUGCAGCGCCAAUUACAAUUACAACAGAACUGGGACCCCAGGAAAAUUUUUGGUCCUAUACCACCAUUGCAUAUCGAUCAAAUCUUUCAACAUUCAAGAUUAAAUCGUCUUAAACCGAAGAGAGGUUGA